Aspergillus steynii IBT 23096 is the source of this 228-nucleotide messenger RNA. RefSeq lists its product as uncharacterized. Lineage: Eukaryota; Fungi; Ascomycota; Eurotiomycetes; Eurotiales; Aspergillaceae. The record is from RefSeq and is a predicted model, not a curated record. The annotation marks the transcript as partial. The transcript has a single exon.
AGGCACGCCAAUCUCUCUGGACUACGCCAUGGCGAGCGUGGUCAAAAGGCUCGGUCUGAAGACUUUCUUCUCCCAGGGAACAAGAAAAGCUUCCCAGCCGAUCGAGUUCUGAAUUCACAAAUUGUCGUCUGGAAAAGUAUAGACGUAGGUGUCUGGAUUAACAAAUCUUUGCAAAAGCGUGGAAAUUCAAGUCUUCUUGAUUGGCGGGACAUAGAGACUUCAUCUUAG